CUGGACAAUCAAACGAGUCUGUCAGAUCUGUGAAGUUUCCGCAGGUGAACGCGCUCUAAACGCGCUCUAAACGCGCUCUGUUCGCGUCAUGUCUCUGUGGCGCUGGGGCGUCUCGAUGCGACGCCACUGCGCCAGCUCCGGAUCAGCGGCGAACGCGCUGCGCAGAGGAGACUGGAGAGCUUUGAGUGGACCUGCGAAGGACAAAGAGCCUCUGAAGAAGCCAAACACUCCUCGAGGGCGAUUUGACCAAACGGAGAAGGCUGACGAUGUGCUCCAAAAGUUUCCCGACGACAUAAACCCCGUCACCAAAGAGAAGGGAGGCCCCCGAGGGCCCGAGCCAACGCGCUACGGAGACUGGGAGCGGAAAGGCCGCUGUGUGGACUUUUAGCUGGUCUACCUUGUAUAAUAGUGUGUGUAAUGAUGUGUAUAUAAAUGUAAGAGGCCCCUGUGUCUCACUUUCAUGACACUGACAAAAACAAAGAGAUAUUCAAAUCAGAAAAAAUAAAGGCCUGAAUCUGUCAGUCAGACGUUUCCAUCUUUACAUAAACUUCAUUAUGUAAAAGUGUUGUGGCUCUGAAGAGAGUCAGUGUCUUAUCUGAGCUGUCAUCCUCGUGAUUCUGACCCUGAAAACGACGGCACUCACAGCCUGAAGACUGCACUUUUAUAAUGAGCCGUUCAAACAUCUUAUUGUUGUGGCAGUGGCUCGUUUGAGUCGGCACAGUGCAGUGUGUCGGGUUGUCUCUGUUUAUGUAAAGGCAGCUGUAACAUGAACCCCCUUUAGACCCACUGCUGUUUGUCUUUAUUUGUCCAGUAAGAGUCCAGUGAGAGACACCACUCUCUCAUGAGCCUGAUCAAACACACAACAAUACAAAC
Messenger RNA from Periophthalmus magnuspinnatus, 873 nucleotides. RefSeq names its product succinate dehydrogenase complex assembly factor 4 (gene sdhaf4). The transcript has 3 exons. Gene Ontology annotation, cellular component: mitochondrion. Gene Ontology annotation, biological process: mitochondrial respiratory chain complex II assembly. The record is from RefSeq and is a predicted model, not a curated record. The coding region runs from base 89 to 388 and encodes 99 amino acids. Lineage: Eukaryota; Metazoa; Chordata; Actinopteri; Gobiiformes; Gobiidae.